Molecule: messenger RNA, 6015 nt
Organism: Chelmon rostratus (copperband butterflyfish)
Lineage: Eukaryota; Metazoa; Chordata; Actinopteri; Chaetodontiformes; Chaetodontidae
Gene: zbtb42
Product: zinc finger and BTB domain containing 42
Exons: 2
Coding region: 170-1765 (531 amino acids)
Biological process (GO): regulation of transcription by RNA polymerase II
Cellular component (GO): nucleus
Molecular function (GO): RNA polymerase II cis-regulatory region sequence-specific DNA binding; DNA-binding transcription factor activity, RNA polymerase II-specific; protein binding
Source: RefSeq, a predicted model, not a curated record
CCUGCUUGACACACAGCAGCGCUGAGUGCAGCCUGCCUUGCCAGGGUCGGACUGAAGCUCAAGAAACGACAAGGAGAAGCGAACAUCUGGCCGCACAUCAUGAAAGGACGCCGGGGCUUCUAGGAGACAACACGACGAACGGGCCGGAACUGAAUGUUAUGAAGGAAGAAUGGAGUUCCCAGACCAUAGCCGCCAGUUGCUGCAGUGUCUGAGUCAGCAGCGUCACCAAGGUUUCCUCUGUGACUGCACUGUUCUUGUCGGGGAGGCUCGAUUCAAAGCGCACAGAGCCGUGCUGGCCUCCUGCAGCAUGUACUUCCAUCUCUUCUACAGGGACCAGCUGGACAAAAGGGACGUUGUGCAUCUCAACAGUGACAUUGUGACAGCCCCGGCUUUCAGUCUGCUCCUUGAAUUUAUGUAUGAGGGGAAGUUGGAAUUCAGCACUCUCCCGGUGGAGGAUGUCCUGGCAGCAGCCAGUUACCUCCACAUGUAUGAUAUAGUGAAAGUGUGUAAAGGCAAGCUUAAAGAUAAGGAACUCUCCUCUCUGGAUGAAAAGAUGAGUGAGGAUUUGGGACUCGGCUGCCUGGACAGGGAAAACUCCUCAGACAGCGAGCUGCACAGUAAGCAGCUCGUCCGGCGACAGCCCCAGACGCAGUCUCAGGGGCUACACAGGGCCCCCCCGGCAGAAGAGUUUGACAUGGACAACAGCGAAGUCAGGCUGGCUGUCACAGAUUGUGAUAGGUCUACACAGAGCAGGCAGAAGGCAAACGGUCACUCUGGCAGGUCCCCGGACCUUGUAGGUGUCAAUUAUGUGUCAGCAGAGGCCGAGCCCUGCGUCCAAACAGCUGGAAAAACAAAAGCUGAUGUCAGUAGUUCCACCGUAUCGCUGUCCCAGAGGUCCCGGGCUUCAGAUGACAUGGACUGUGCACUGGAUUUGUCUUUCAAGCCUCUGUCUAGCAGAGAUCCCUUACACCCCUCCUACGUCUCGGGACAGCUGGCCCUCGACAGCCAGCAGCAGGGCACUGAGCCACUUGUUAAAGACGAACACGACUUGCUGUCAGAGCAGGAGGACAGUGAGCCGAUGAGCCCUGAGAGCCAGCGCUUUGGGAAUAGUGCCAGGAGCUCAGUGGUGACAGGGUUCGCUGCCCUCUUCCCAGGCAACAACGGCUCCACAGCCGCCCUGCUCUCCCAGGAGGAGGACCUGAUGGACGAGGAGGGGGAGGCCUGCAGAGGGAGGGAGGGCACCCCAGGCAGGGAGGUAGAGGAGAGGAGGGGGAGGCUGCUGGGGGACAGCGAGGAGGAGGAGGAGGACGACUUGGCCUCUUCAGACAUCUCCACCUCCAGCGGGGUGCUCCUGCCCCCGGGGCAACAGGUGUGCGUGUGCCCCCUCUGCAGUAAAGUCUUCCCCAGCCCCCACGUGCUGCAACUGCACCUCAGCUCACACUUCCGCGAGAAGGACGGCGCUCGCUCCAAGCUGUCCCCCGACGGCUCGGUCCCCACCUGCAUGCAGUGCAACAAGACCUUCUCCUGCAUGUAUACCCUGAAGCGCCACGAGCGCACACACUCUGGCGAGAAGCCAUACACCUGUGGCCAGUGCGGCAAGAGCUUCCAGUACUCCCAUAACUUGAGUCGGCACGCUGUCGUCCACACGCGUGAGAAGCCUCACGCUUGUAAGUGGUGUGAACGGCGCUUCACCCAGUCUGGGGACCUCUACCGCCACAUCAGGAAGUUUCACUGUGGCCUUGUCAAGACUCUCGCCAUUGGAUAAAACACCUCUCAGCAGUGCCAUGACAUAAGACAGAAUGUCUUUUCAUAUACUGAAUACUACUCGGACUGAACAAUUUUCUCAUUAGCGUACACAUGUUGGCAGUUUGUUUGGAGACAUAUCUGUUGGAUUCUACCCCAUGUGGCAUUUCUCAAUUUAAAGAUGUAGCAACUUUAAAACUGGAGCUGUUUUCUGUGCAGCACUGUGUCAUAGGCAUACAAUGACGGAGGCGCCCAGGUAGCUCACCUGGUAGAACGUGCGCCCCGUGCCGUAGCGGCCCAGGUGCCGCUGCGUGUAGACCCCCACCUCUUUCCCCUUUCCCUGUCAAUAAAGGCAACAAAAUAAAAAAGCUCCAAAAAAAAAAUAGAAAAAAAAAUAGGCAUACAUGAUGGUCAGAGGAUGUUAGGUUAAACAUGGGUGCUGUGAAACUCGAGCUGGAUCUGUGUGGAUGGAGGUGAACGAAUCAGAUGAUGCACUUGCUUGUUUCUCUUUUGUUCGUGUCAGCCCGUUGAGUUUAUUUGAGCAGUGUAUUUGCUGGAAGCAUCACAUGUUCAUCCCCUGCGGGCAAAUGGGUGAUUGCUAAUGCUAACACGUUAAUACAAUCGUCAGAGUGAUUGAGACUUUAUUUGUGCACAUGGGAGAUCAGAACCGUCCGUGAGUAGCAAUAUAUGAUUUCUUCUUUAACUCCUACAUUAUUAUUAUUAUUAUUAUUAUUAUUAUUUAUUUUUUUCGGGGGGGGGGGAUUUGUUUAGUCCUUAACAAGUAAACUAUCAUAAGGCAGCAAAACUAAUGAAGUCUGACUACUGGAAGUGUAACUAUUUUUUCUUCAUGGAAGUAGAUUUUUUGUUUGGUUGAAAUGAAGUUUGAUGUUGUUUAUAACAAGAGGCGAGCAGCCGACCAUCAUAUCGCCAUAUUUCCUUUUUGCCUUGGGGAGAGCUCUUUAGUUGCUAAUGUGAGUGAGCACAUAUUGAUGGAAUGGCCUUCUAAUUGCUACUUAAAAAGAAGUUGUGUAAUCAGAGGAGGGGUGGAGAGUAGUUAAAAGCUAAUGCCUGUAACACUGGUGCCUACUGAAAUUCUUAACACUUCACCUCGUGUACUUACUUAAGCAAGAAUGAGAUAUAUUGCCAUGCCUUCUUGUCAAAUUCAGUGAGUUUUCAGGCCUUUUCAAAAAGAAAAAUCUGGAUUAUACUCCACAUACCAGGUGGUAACAAAGGUAAUGGUCUACUCUGGAAUGCCAGUUGAUCCACGAGUGUCCUUAAUUAAAUCAUCGAGAAUGUAACAAAAGUAUGUAAAUCAAGCUCUUGUCAGUUAAAAGUUAAGGUACUCAUUUGGGCUGAAAGCAAAGAGGAAAUUAUCUUGUUAUUACCUGGUGUGGCGUUUAGGGCAAACCCUCAGCCGGCAGACAGGUGGACGUUCAGUACUUUGUCGGCGUCUGUUGUUGGCGCUGUUUGUCCGUCAAAGCUGUGCUCCGCGUGCCAUUCAGACGGUUCUACUGACUCUUCUGUCUUUGAAUUAACCAUUUCACAUUAUCACAUCUUCUUACUGUGCGUAAGUUACUACUGAUGCAGUUGGAGCCUUUAGUGAUGCUGUCGUUGAAAAGAAUCUGUGGGCAGGAAAUGGAUUUUCCUCCAUCUGUUCACGUUGAUGCUACACAGAUUCUCGACGGGGGGGCGUUGGCACUAAAAGUCUGUGAUAUUUGUCUAAUCUGUCCUGAGAAGACUUGAUCAGAAUUUAUUUAUUAGUUUGACUUGGUUCAGGGUUUACUGUAGGUGUAGUCCUUAUUUCUAUAAGCUUAAAAGACAUCGCGUCUUGCCUAGCGAUCUUGGUACUCAUUAACUGGUGUCGGGGCUGUCUGUUCAUUUUCUCUGUGCAAGUCGAGUUACUGUAAUUGUAAUUUAAUAUACAGUGUAGAAAUCUCUGCAUUUGAAGAUUUGUCACAUGGAACAUAGAGAAGCACUUGUUUUUAGCAUGCAUUUAGUUUCAACACUAUUGUCUAGGCUGCUAUUUCUUACUUUAUGUAUAUUUAAUGUAAAUAUAUAUUCUAUUUAUCAAGCAGUUUUUUUUCUGUGUUACCACACAUGCAAGGUUGGACAGAGUCAGGUGUCCUAUUGAGGCCGCAGUCUCUUCAAGUGUCACGUCUUCCCAAGGGAGUUUGGUUCCUUUCCCAUAUUCAAGACUCGAUUGGACUCACUACAAAUCAGAGCAGUUAAUACCUCUCUGAGUGCUGUUCUGCCACAGGAGACAGUUGUUCACAAGCGCGGCCACACUGAUACGGCAUUGGCUACCUAUAGAAAUGAGACAAUAGAGGCAUUGUGCCCCCCCUACUGAGUCCCAGGUAGUCCUCAAGGGAUCAUUGUGUAUCUCCCUCCUAGACGUAGGGAGGAAAAGGCAGCGCAAGUCUCUCUUUGCACUUUUCUGUAUUGAAUGGAGCCAUUGGAAUGUGAGAAAUGUAUUUAGCAAAGGGAGACCAAGGACACUGUAAACAGGUGUAUUGUUUGGAGGCAUCAAAGAACAGCCCCCCAAUCCCAGCAUGCAAUAGAUAAAUGCUUCAUUGUUCCUCUACAUGGAGGAGGUACCACAGUGAUUUGAUUGCACAUCUAUCAAGAGAAUAUCAGCAUACUCAGAGUAUUGUUUUCCACAUGCUUGAUUUAGGAAGAUUGCUGAGAUUUACAGUAAAACGUCUGACAACUGUGACGAUGGAGGUCAGAUGUAGGUGCUGACCACCUCUCCGUUUCACCACACUCUCGUGUUUUUCUUUCUCGUCUUUUACGUUCAUCGCCGAGACUCCUUUCAGGACGCAGAAACGAACUCACAUGUGAUUUCUCUGCAUUUGCAAUGGGUUUGUCAGAAUUGCAAAUGGAGGAGCCCGAAUUGAGAAGGAAACAGACCAUUUCUCUCAGAAUUACUGCAGUCGUGUUUUCACCCCCCCCCCCCUCCCUGACCCGGCGGGGCUCGGGUGAACGAGGCCUGUGUGUGAUUUGACAAGAAAUGUGGUUUGGCUCCCUGUUUACUUGCGCAAAACACUCCUGUCGUUCCAGUUGAAUCACUUCGGUUAGUCGUCAGAACAACACUGUAGAUAUAUUUCAGAUGCGUAGAUGUUGUGUAGUGUUAAUAAUGUAUAUUUCAAUCAGAACACAGGAAUGUAGAUUUGGUCACUAUUUCAGUUUUUUAAAGGAGCAUUUCUUAUGUGGUGCAAAUUAAUUUGAUUCUCUAAUGUACAUGUGUACAGAGGUAGAAAAACUAACGAUAUGUGAAGAAUUGUUUCUUUUUAUUGUUUGCAGUCUUUAUUUAUACCUCCAGGAUGAUCACCAAAUGUGCCUUGUAGACACACGGAUAGGUGUUGCAUCUGGAGAAGCCCUUUUUCUAUAUUGUACAUUUUGCCCUGGACUGCGGUGGCGAAGUUCCCAUCGCAGCAGAGGCCCACUGAAGUGAUUCACAACUGUUGUUCCUGUUUUUCUAUCAUAUCAGAAAUGUUAAAUCAGACAAACUAAAAGUUUAAAGUCCAUUUAUUUUUGCUGCUUUGCGAGAGAUUACGUUGACUUUUUGAGAUUUAUUUGACCAUUUUCGUUGAUGUGAAUUAAUCUGUUGUGGAAGUGUUCAACUGAAGACAAGCAUUUUUGUGACUUGGCUGUUAGUAGCCAACACUACUGGGAACUAACAGUCCAGUCCUUAGUUAAUGUCACUGUUGAAUGUGAAACACUGAGAUGUUGAUUGUCGACUUCUGUGGAAACAGCGCUACUCUUGAUCGAGGGCUAUGUUUGCCCAACUCAUGCUGUAUGAUCUUUAAGUCUAAAAAAUGACUUUACUGAUACUGGAAUUUUGUCCUCAGCAGGUUACAACUGUGAAAUUGUGUAUAAUCAUGAGAAAUAUUUAUUAUUGCCUUUGCUUCUUGUGCAACAUUUGACUGUCUCAGUUUUAAUUUGGUAAAAAAGAAAAAGAAAAAAGCUUCUAAAUGUCAAACGAAAAUCUUUUUAAUAGAAUUUGUAGAAGUGCCAUUAGAAUUUAAUAUAAUUUUUUAAUAAGAAAGGUAUAUUUUAUAGUAAUCAAUUGCUUCAGUGUUAGUGGUGUAGAGAUUAGAGGACAAUCUUUAUGCAGAAUUGACAUUGAAAUUAGAUACUGAGGCAAUUUACUUUGAUCUAUAACUGUAUGUGCAUUUUCCUUGUUUGCGCUUUUGGAGUGUGCUUGUGUGUGUGUGCCGUGGAAAUGUGACAAUCUUGAUUUAGGUCUUUCGUAAGAUUAUGCAUAGAAUUAAA